Molecule: messenger RNA, 3099 nt
Organism: Penicillium atrosanguineum
Lineage: Eukaryota; Fungi; Ascomycota; Eurotiomycetes; Eurotiales; Aspergillaceae
Exons: 7
Coding region: 1-3099 (1032 amino acids)
Biological process (GO): regulation of DNA-templated transcription; DNA-templated transcription
Molecular function (GO): DNA-binding transcription factor activity, RNA polymerase II-specific; DNA binding; zinc ion binding
Source: RefSeq, a predicted model, not a curated record
AUGAGCCCCCCUUCUCCCAAGAAGAAGAACGGCGGCAAUGGUUCUGGGCAACGACAGAUUCGUUUCGUCGCCACCGACGGCCAGCCGCAGACCAAGCGCCGCCGCGUCAACGCCGCCUGCUUGACUUGUCGCCGGCGCAAGAUUCGCUGCUCGGGAGAACAACCAGUGUGCAAGACAUGCUCCGAUUAUAAGCAUGUGUGCCUCGGGUACAGCGAAUCCACCGCCCACCUGCGAUCGCAAUCCGAUUCCACCUCUCGACCGCCCGGUCCUCCCCUCGGUCAACGUGAUUCCAAUAGUCAACAUUCAAGGGCGGUGGAGAGCUCUUCGCCGGAGGCUCCACCCAGAUCAAUCCCCGGAUCGAAACAAAAUCAGUCCCCGCAAAUACCCAAACAAGUUGAGAACAAGGAUGCCUCUUUAUCAAGAGAUAACUCGGCGCGUACGAAUAAGGAAACGGAUUCCCAACUUGUCGUCGAUACCCCAGAAAGUAGUCGCACCUCUUUGAGCUCCGGAAGCCGCACACAUGUACCAUAUUUCAGAUAUUUUGGGCCCACGGCCAUCGUACCCGGCUUCAAGCAGAUGGUUGUCCAAGUUCGAGGAUCGCGAAAGAGUAACCCAUCGAUGUCAUCUGAUUCUCUUUCGCCGCUUCGAAGUCCGAAACCGUCUGAUAACCCUUCUGGUCUAUCGGCCACAGCGGCAGAACAUCGUGACAGUCGUGAUAGUCGCGAUAGUCGCGACUCUAACUCGAUUCCAUUUUACGAUCGUGACGAUACCCUCCCAGUUCCUAAUCUAGUCUCCCACUUAAGCGAUCUUUUCUUUGUGCAUCUUGGCUGCAGUUUUCCCUUUUUACAACGCGAGCGUUUUUUGCAGGACUUGAAGGACAAAAAGGUCGACACCAUGUUGGUGGAUGCGGUCUGUGCAUUGGCCGCCAGAUUUUCCCCCCAUCCUUUGCUGGGACCUGCUCAAGUACCACCCAUCGAUCACUCACAGUUGCCGCCGGAUCCCAAACUCUGGGACCGAGGUUUACCCUUUGCUCACCGAGCAACGAGUGCGCUAGUCGAUUCUCUCUCGUGUCCUACUCUCUCGGGUGUUCAAGCCUGUCUAUUGUUAGCAUAUGAGCAGUUCGGGUCUAACCGCGAUAGCGGGCUUUGGAUGUACCUUGGUAUCUCCAUUAGAAUGGCCCAAGACCUUGGUUUACAAAAAUACCAAGGCUUGAAGCACGACUAUGGCCAAAAGGGUGUAACACCCAGUGAAGUGAUGACUGGCCAAGCUGGAAAAUGGAGAGAUGAUCAGUACGACGAUUUUGAUGUUUACCAAAGCCCCAAAACUGUUCCGCCUAUUCUUGACACGGAACGAGCAAUCGAACGGGAGCGAGUCGAUUCCUUCUGGAGCAUAUUCUUCCUUGACAGAGUCAUCUCGUCUGGUACAGGACGGCCUGUUACGCUGCGCGACGAAGAUAUCGAGCUGUGCUUCCCCCUUCAAUCCGAAUCACAGUUGCCUAACGGAUGGCCCGCGCCAUUCCCACCCCUUAUUCGAAUCAUCCAUCUUUACGGUCGAGUGACAGAUCUGAUCAACGGCAUCCAAGAUGUCAAUCACGUCACUCCUGAUACGCUGAAGAGACUCGCAGGCAUGGAAAGCGACCUGACCGGCAUCUAUCAAAGGUUGUCGCCAAGGCUCCAUUUCAACGCUGCAAACUUCCAAGCAUACGUUAAGGCCAAAGAAGGAACCAACUUCAUCCUUUUACAUUUCUGGUUUCACACACUCAUUGUGCUCCUUCACCAACCGACAUUGCUGCACUCCUUCGGUGGAUCAAUACAGCAUCUCUAUCCCAACAGUCGCGAACUAUCGAUGUCCUCGGCUAAGACGAUCGCCGAUAUUCUCUCAUUUUCGGAACUGGUAGAUGGGAAGAGCUUCAUCGGCAAUCCCUUCACAAGUCAACCUAUGUACAUUGCAGCAUGCGCUUUUCUGAUGGAGAGCGCAUACUACUCUUCACCAUCAUCGACGGGCACCUCUCCCCCAUCCCAAUCACUUUUAUCGGGUCAGUCCAGUGGGUUUGUGAUGCCCAAUAUGGAGUCAUCUCACGGUUCAGAGAGAAAGUCUAAUGCCAGGCACAUUCUUCUCGCUUCUGCUGCCAAAGAGAACUAUCAGCGUUGUUACAAAGCUUUGAAGGCACUGGACGCCUACUGGGAGGGUACUAGAUAUAUAUUGACCGUGCUUGAUCAGAAAGCCAAGGGAAUCGUCGACCCGCUCCUUUAUACGGAAGAGGAUAUGGAAAACACUACAGGUCUGGAUUCUCUACAGCAAUUUGCUCCAGGUGGGUGGCCCGGGUCCAAGCCUGCGGACUUUAGUCAGACCUUUGAAAGGCCUCAAGGCGUGGCUGAUAUUCCAUCAGAUGGGAAAUGGUCACCAAGGAUUGACCCAAGCCAAGCAAUUGGAUGGGCACUCACUGGAGCCACAAACUCUUCACAGCCCAACUUGAGUUUACUCUAUCAAAUGCCCACGACUACACACACCGAUGCCCCUCCGGAUAGGCCGACCUAUUCUUCCCAAUACAGCCACAGCUACCCACCCCUACAUGCACAAACCAAUGCUGCGCAAAACUCCAAUUCUAGCUUUGCGCAGGCGGUCACCCGUGAUGACAGCAUGCCAUCAUCUAUCGCCCCGAAAUACUCCGGCAUGCCGCCGCGAACAAUCAACGCCAAUUCACCCUUCUUCUUACCGAUGGGCUCUCCAUUUCCCGAAUCAAGCUCACGCGCCUCAGGGAGAGCCCCACCAUAUAAUCAAAGUCUCUCAUCCACAAAGAUGGAUACCCACCCCUCCGCAUAUCAGUACGACAUAUCAUCAACCGAGCCACACGCAGGUGGUGGGAUGGUCUCUCAAGGCGAGAUGCACCCCGGUAUGCAUACGGACAAUAAUAGCAUGAUGAUCGAAAGCCACGACGUCGACAUGAGUUCCCUCCAUCAACCAGAUUCUUUCCCCUUCUCUAAUGGCGAGAUCCUUCCGUGGCUAGAAUACCUGCCACAGGAUGUUCUAAGCCUUUUUGGCGAACCCCAAAAUUAUCCACUCAUGAGCCCUGAGGAUACCACACCACGCCCUCAAUAA